Molecule: messenger RNA, 870 nt
Organism: Penicillium argentinense
Lineage: Eukaryota; Fungi; Ascomycota; Eurotiomycetes; Eurotiales; Aspergillaceae
Product: alpha/beta fold hydrolase
Exons: 1
Coding region: 1-870 (289 amino acids)
Molecular function (GO): epoxide hydrolase activity
Source: RefSeq, a predicted model, not a curated record
AUGAGUAUUCCAGACAACAAAUCUAUCAGCCUUCCACAGACCAGGGUCAAGGUCUUUUACCGUGAGCAGGGCCCGGCCGACGCUCCGGUCGUGUUAUUACUUCACGGCUUUCCAUCCUCCUCCCACCAGUAUCGACACCUCAUCCCGCUGCUGGCCAAAAACUACCAUGUGGUAGCCCCCGACCUUCCAGGAUUCGGCUUCACGGAAGCACCCGCGGACUUCAAAUAUACAUUCGACAAUCUGGCAAUGACGGUCUCGGAGUUUCUGUACGAGCUUUCCAUCUACCGAUUCUCGAUGUACAUCUUCGACUAUGGCGCACCGACCGGGCUUAUAGUUGCACUCCAGCAGCCACACGCCGUUCAAGCGAUCAUAACACAGAAUGGAAAUGCCUACGUCGAAGGCCUCGGCGACGUCUGGGCUCCGAUCAAGCAGUUUUGGGCGAGCGACAACACAUCCGAAGAUCGAGCCAAGAUUGAUCAAGUCAUGCUGAACCUCGACAUGACCAAGUUCCAGUACGAGAAUGGCACGCCAGAUAUCAGUCGAAUCGCACCAGAGACGUACACGCUCGACUAUGCGUUGAUGGAGCGACCCGGUAAUAAGGAGAUCCAAGUAGAUCUGUUUUUCGAUUAUCAGAAUAAUGUUCGCCGCUAUGAUGAGUUCCACGAAUAUUUCCGAAAUUCGCAGGUGCCGCUGUUGGCAAUUUGGGGAAAGAACGAUGUUUUUUUCAUCCCUCCCGGUGCCGAAGCAUUUAAAAAGGAUCUCCCCCAGGCUGUGAUCAAAUUGAUUGAUGCAGGCCACUUUGCCGUCGAGAGUGACACUGCGCUCAUCGCCGAAGAGAUCUUGGAAUUUUUGGCCAAGAGCAGCAUUUAG